Molecule: messenger RNA, 3045 nt
Organism: Aethalodelphis obliquidens (Pacific white-sided dolphin)
Lineage: Eukaryota; Metazoa; Chordata; Mammalia; Artiodactyla; Delphinidae
Gene: KLHL6
Product: kelch like family member 6
Exons: 7
Coding region: 52-1917 (621 amino acids)
Biological process (GO): germinal center formation; B cell receptor signaling pathway
Molecular function (GO): protein binding
Source: RefSeq, a predicted model, not a curated record
UCAGCUUCUGCAAUGUGACCUGCCUGAAACUUGGGCACUUCUUCAGUCUGGAUGUUGAUGGCAGGACAAAGGGGCACCUGGACCAUGGACAACGUGGUAGAGAAGAGUUUGGAAGGGCCCCUGGCACCUUCUACAGAUGAGCCCUCCCAGAAAAGGGGAGACCUGGUAGAAAUCUUAAAUGGGGAUAAGGUAAAAUUUGACGACACUGGACUCUCCUUAAUUCUGCAGAAUGGCCUGGAGACCCUCCGAGUGGAAAACGCUCUGACAGACGUCAUCUUGUGUGUGGACAUUCAGGAAUUCUCCUGCCACCGCGUGGUGCUUGCCGCGGCCAGCAACUAUUUCAGGGCCAUGUUCUGCAAUGAUUUAAAGGAAAAGUAUGAGGAGAGGAUCAUCAUCAAAGGGGUCGACGCGGAGACCAUGCACACUCUUCUGAACUACACGUACACCAGCAAGGCGCUGAUCACCAAGCAGAACGUCCAGCGGGUCCUGGAAGCUGCUAACCUUUUCCAGUUCCUGCGGAUGGUGGAUGCCUGUGCGAGCUUCCUCACAGAAGCCUUGAACCCAGAAAACUGUGUUGGAAUACUGAGGCUGGCAGACACACAUUCCUUGGACAGUCUAAAGAAGCAGGUUCAAAGUUACAUCAUCCAGAACUUUGUGCAGAUCCUGAACUCCGAAGAGUUCCUUGAACUUCCUGUGGAUACCCUGUACCACAUCUUGAAGAGCGAUGACCUUUAUGUGACAGAAGAGUCUCAGGUGUUUGAGACUGUGAUGAGCUGGGUCAGGCACAAACAGUCAGAACGACUCUGCUUGCUCCCCUAUGUCCUGGAGAACGUGCGCUUGCCACUUCUGGACCCAUGGUACUUUGUGGAGAUGGUGGAAGCGGAUCCUCUCAUCAGACAAUGCCCAGAGGUCUUCCCGCUGCUACAGGAAGCCAGGAUGUACCACCUUUCUGGCAAUGAGAUCAUUUCGGAGCGCACCAAGCCCAGGAUGCAUGAGUUCCAGUCUGAGGUGUUCAUGAUCAUCGGUGGCUGCACGAAGGAUGAACGGUUUGUGGCGGAGGUAACCUGCCUGGAUCCCCUGAGGCGCAGCCGCCUGGAGGUGGCCAAGCUCCCCAUGACAGAGCACGAGCUGGACAGUGAGAAUAAGAAGUGGGUGGAGUUUGCAUGCGUGACAUUAAAAAAUGAGGUCUACAUCUCAGGUGGCAAAGAAACACAGCAUGAUGUUUGGAAAUAUAAUUCUUCAAUCAACAAGUGGAUUCAAAUUGAGUAUUUGAACAUAGGCCGCUGGAGGCAUAAGAUGGUGGUGCUCGGGGGCAAGGUCUAUGUGAUCGGAGGUUUCGAUGGCUUGCAGAGGAUCAACAAUGUGGAGACCUAUGACCCCUUCCACAACUGCUGGUCAGAGGCUGCACCCCUCCUUAUCCAUGUCAGUUCCUUCGCAGCCACCAGCCAUAAGAAGAAGCUCUAUGUGAUUGGGGGAGGGCCCAAUGGGAAACUGGCCACGGACAAGACUCAGUGUUACGACCCUUCAACCAAUAAGUGGAAUUUAAAGUCGACCAUGCCAGUAGAGGCUAAAUGCAUCAAUGCAGUGAGUUUCCGGGACCGUAUCUAUGUGGUUGGAGGGGCCAUGAGAGCGCUGUACGCCUACAGCCCUCUGGAGGACAGCUGGUGCCUGGUGACCCAGCUCAGCCACGAGAGGGCCAGCUGCGGCAUCGCGCCCUGCAACAACCGGCUCUACAUCACUGGCGGGCGGGACGAGAAGAACGAGGUCAUCGCCACGGUGCUGUGCUGGGACCCCGAGGCCCAGAAACUGACGGAGGAGUGCGUCCUGCCCCGGGGGGUGUCGCACCACGGCAGUGUCACCAUCAGGAAGUCGUACACCCACAUUCGGAGGAUCGUGCCUGGAGCUGUGUCGGUCUGACUGCGGGAGCGCGGAGGGCGGAGCCACGCGGGGAGCCCUCCUCCCUCUCCCCCGCAUCGGUCGCUCUAAAGCAGCUAGCGGAGCUUGAGUUACAGGCUGUGCAUACAUCAGGGGCUCACCGCAGCUCCCCAUGGCGGCUCCUUGGAAGUCACAGCUUUGGGACUUGAGACCAGCCAGAACUGUCUGUGAGACCUACCUCAGGAGGAAAGAAGAAUAAUACUUGACAUUCAAGACACACCUGUCCCAUGCCAGGUUUGAUACCGGGCACUUUUGUAUACCAAUUCCUUUAACCGUCAAAUGACCUGGUGACUGGAUUUUAUUACUCCCAUUCUACAGGUGAGAAAACCGAGUUUAAGAGAGGCUAAGUGAUUUGCCCCAGGUCAGUCAGAUUACAAGUUAGCUAAACCAGGAGUCUAAACCCAGGUCUUCCAAUUUCAAAGUUAGUGUAGGUUCUGUCAUGUUGUCUAUCUCAGAACAUGGUAAACACAAAACAGCUCAUUUUUGUUCUGACAAGUUUGCUAAAGGAUUCACUCAGCAAGGCAGGGAAAUAAAGGUGCUUCUUUUUUUCUUUUCUUCUUUCCCUUAUAUUUAAACCAUUUGGGAUCUUUGGUGUGGAAACCUUGGGCCCCUUGUCAAGAGCAUCUCAUAGGUUGUUCCAUCUGACAGUUCUGGGGAGACGGGUCUGGGAAGACCUGUUUGCUAUGAAAGAUGUAAAAGACUUCUGUCCUCCCCUCUAUUUUUUAUGAUCACAGGAGGCCCAUUGUGGACUGGAACUGUCAUGGCUGGACAGAACUGUACCUUCAGCACAGGCCAGUGCCCUAGCCUCUCAGUGUCCAACAGUUGUAUUGCAAUGUAGAAAAGGUUUUUGCAGAGACUCAGAAUACCGUUUUUUGUUUUUCCAGGGCGGGGGGAGGGUUGUCUUUGGUUUUGUUUCUUCAGUGUAAACAUCCUUACAUUGCUGGCCACUGCUGAAUGACUGGCUCUUCUUGACAGCACACUUUCUACUUUUUAGACAGUGAUUUGGGUCCAUGUCCCUGUGACCCCACCCUCCUGGAACCUUCGUUUUCAGGAUCCUUUUAUUCCCUUCUAUUUGGUUUUUGGAUCAGCUUGGCAUAGUUUUGACUCAAA